GUGUUGCUGGGCGGAGCGGUUGGUGCGCGCCUGCGCGGUGUUGCGGGGCAGCGGCGAUGGCGUAUCAGCUGUACCGGAACACGACGCUGGGCAACAGCCUGCAGGAGAGCUUGGACGAGCUGAUACAGUCCCAGCAGAUCACCCCUCAGUUGGCUCUUCAGGUCCUAUUACAGUUUGACAAAGCAAUCAACAAUGCCUUGGCUCAGAGAGUACGCAAUCGAGUCAACUUCAGGGGCUCUUUGAAUACGUACAGAUUCUGUGAUAACGUAUGGACAUUUGUCCUGAAUGAUGUGGAAUUCCGAGAGGUUACUGAACUAGUGAAAGUGGACAAAGUGAAGAUUGUAGCUUGCGAUGGCAAAAAUACUGGAUCAAAUGCUGCAGAAUGAUCUGUGACUGAAUGAGGGCCUUUCACUGCAGCAUGCAGAUCAGAUGUGUUGUGAAUGAUUUUGAUGCUUUAGACAGCGGUUGGCUGAUCUCUAACUGCUUCAUCCAAGAUGGAACAAAUAAUGGGGUGUAAGUGUAUCCCCAGGGUGUACAAUAUCAGUGAGAAUAUUACUUUUUAUAGACAGCGUAACUUUUUUAUGUUUGAAAGAUGAAUCUGUAAUAAAGUUUUACGUAACUGUUUUCUUUGCUCA
This is a messenger RNA of Pristis pectinata (smalltooth sawfish), 635 nucleotides long. It is a transcript of the gene gtf2a2, whose product is annotated as general transcription factor IIA, 2. Gene Ontology annotation, biological process: RNA polymerase II preinitiation complex assembly; transcription initiation at RNA polymerase II promoter. The record is from RefSeq and is a predicted model, not a curated record. Gene Ontology annotation, cellular component: transcription factor TFIIA complex. Bases 57 to 386 code for a protein of 109 amino acids. The transcript has 4 exons. Lineage: Eukaryota; Metazoa; Chordata; Chondrichthyes; Rhinopristiformes; Pristidae. Gene Ontology annotation, molecular function: TBP-class protein binding; RNA polymerase II general transcription initiation factor activity.